Helianthus annuus (common sunflower) is the source of this 3453-nucleotide messenger RNA. RefSeq lists its product as uncharacterized. Bases 1 to 3453 code for a protein of 1150 amino acids. The transcript is spliced from 9 exons. NCBI's taxonomy places the organism in Eukaryota, Viridiplantae, Streptophyta, Magnoliopsida, Asterales, Asteraceae. The record is from RefSeq and is a predicted model, not a curated record.
AUGUCUAAAAGAAAAAACGAGUUUUCAUCUGAAUCUUACAACAAAGGAAAAGAAAACAUUUCUAACGGUGUUCCAGCCAUCUUAAAUACGAAUGCAUCUACAAAUAUUACAACUGGUCAUACAAAUGUUCGUAGAGGUAGAAGGCCAUUAUCGACAAUUACUAAUGUUGUUGUUCCCACUGUAACACAAGAUCAGGCAAGACAUAGUCGAAAAAUUAGGAAAGUAUUAUUGGAUAACAAAAGAUCAAAAUUAGAUGGAUGUCCAUCAAAUGUUGACCAUACAAUUGUCAUAACAACUGAUUCGAUACCCUCUCCUUCUAUUCCGACCGUUACCCAAAAAUUAUCUGCUUUAUCUGCAGAUAACAGCCGCUUUAGGGAAGUAAAUUUGGAGAAUACAACAUCUCCUCUGAGAAAUAGUAUAUCAUAUUCCAAUAGGAGUAUACAUCGCUCUCCUGAUAUAGAAGCAACUCCAAUUGUCAUUACUAAUCGUACUGCAUCAUUCAUGGGAACAAGCAAUUUAAGUUGUGUUACGAACAACGGUACACCACCAGCAGACGCUACUCCCGGUCGUAUUGCUAGCAACAUUACGUCAUUUAGUGGCACCUCCGGUAUUCUUCAAAAUUCUUCUUUUGAAAGGUUGUCAUCCGGUAAACGUAAGUUAAUUGGUAGGCCACGAAUUACUUCUCCAAUACCAAUUAUUGACUUUACCACAGAACAAAUUGUGGUUCAAGAUCCCUUGAAAGGUGUUUCAAAAGAUUAUUUGGACCAUGGUGACCAAUGCGUUACUUGUGAAGUAUGUAAUGCAAAGUUGUGGAAUGCAGAAAAAGGAAAAGGAAGAAAAAAGGAUGGAAAAGUUUGUUAUUUCAUUUGUUGUUCUUAUGGCAUAGUAGAGCUUCCAGAUUACAAAGAUGCAAGAGGAAGUUAUCGGAUUCUGUUUACUAACAAUGGUGAUGAAAGCAAGCACUUUUUGAAAAAUAUUCGCCGUUACAAUUUUAUGUUUGCAUUUACUUCAAUGGGUGGUAAGGUUGAUUCGAUGGUUAACAGAGGCAAUGGUCCUUUUUGCUUUAGAAUUAGCGGCGAGAAUUAUCAUACAAUUGGAAGUCUUAUGCCAAUCAACGGAGCUCAACCAAAAUUUUGCCAACUAUACAUAUAUGAUACUGAAAACGAAAUUUCAAACAGGCAAUCGAUAUUUAGGGGUUCAGAUGGUGCGUCUUCUUUUUCAUCGGCAAAUGUUGAUAUUAAAUUGAUCGAACAUAUAAAGGAUGUACUAGACAAUGACAACGAGUUGGUCAAAACUUAUAGAAGAGUUAGGGAUUCCUUCCAAGACAACCCUAAUGUAAAUGUGAAGCUUCGAAUAAUUGGAGCAAGAGAAAAAGAUGGUCGCACGUAUAACUUACCAACGGCUGGUGAGAUCGCUGCUCUUAUUGUUGGUGAUAUCGAAAAUGUGGUUGACAAUAGAGAUAUUAUAGUUGAGACUCGAACAGGUGAACUAAAAAGAAUUAGUGAGUUGCAUCCAUCAUAUCUUGCACUACAAUAUCCGAUUCUGUUUCCGUACGGAGAUGAUGGCUACAGAAUUGAUAUCCCUCAUAGAGGUGUUGUUGAUGUUGUUAAUAAAACACGUCCAAAGUGUACUAUGAGAGAGUUCUUUGCCUAUCGUAUCCAGGAUCGUAUAAAUCUGUUUUCAUUGAUCCUUAAUUCUAAGAGGCUUUUCCAGCAGUUCCUGGUUGACGCAUAUACUAUGAUAGAGAGCGAGAGACUUAGGUACAUACGAUAUCAACAAAAAGAUCUAAGGUCCGACACAUAUGAAAGUCUCUGUAAUUUACGAAGUAAAGGUCAAGAUGAUAUAUCUAAAGCUGGAAAACGCAUUUUUUUGCCGUCUUCUUUUACUGGUGGAGCACGAUAUAUGAUGCAAAACUAUUUAGACGCUAUGGCUCUGUGUAAGUGCUUUGGUUAUCCAGAUUAUUUUAUUACCAUAACAUGCAAUCCAAAAUGGCCAGAAGUUCAACGGUUUCUCAAAGACACCAAUCUUAGUCCGGAAGAUAGGCCUGAUAUCCUGUCUAGACUCUUCAAAAUAAAACUCGAUUCUAUCUGCAAAGAUUUAAAAAAGAAUCAUCUAUUAGGCAAAGCGUCAGCCGGUAAUGUUAACAAAAUAAUUCAAUUAUUAGUCAUCAUCAAAGCUAACACUUUGUUUUAUUUUUCUGUAGUUGUUUACACUAUCGAGUUCCAAAAACGUGGUUUGCCUCAUGCACAUUUAUGCUUAUUCAUGGAACCUGAAUUCAAAUUACCUACUGUGGACCAUGUUGAUUCAUUUAUAUCUGCUGAAAUUCCAAACAGAGAAGAAGAUCCAGAAUUAUUCAUCCUGGUGAAAGAGUAUAUGAUACAUGGUCCAUGUGGUAAUGCUAGGUUGAGCUCUCCAUGUAUGGUAGAUAUGAAGUGUUCAAAAGGCUUUCCAAAAAAGUUUCAAGAUCAUACAACACUUUAUUCAAAUGGGUUUCCAUUAUACAGAAGGAGAAACAAUGGUUCUUCUGUUGUGAAAAAUAAAAUUGAGCUUGAUAACAGGAGUGUGGUUCCUUAUAACAAAAAAAUAUUGAAAAGAUAUCAAGCUCAUAUCAACGUUGAAUGGUGCAAUCAAGCCGCGUCUAUAAAAUAUCUUUUUAAAUACAUCAAUAAAGGUCCUGAUCGAGCCACUAUAGCUGUUGCGCGUGGUGAUAGUCAACCGGAAGAGCAACCACAAGACGAGAUCAAAGAGUAUUACGAUUGCCGCUAUAUAUCAGCUUGCGAAGCAUCUUGGAGGAUAUUUGCUAAUGAGGUACAUUAUAGAAGACCUUCUGUUAUGAGGCUUCCAUUCCAUUUACCUGGCCAACAACCUGUUGUUUUCGGCCCUGACGAGGAUAUUAACUCCGUUCUAAACAAACCUUCAGUUAAAUCUUCAAUGUUUCUAUCAUGGAUGGAACGUAAUAAAGACCCAAAUGACCUGUUGGCACGUACACUUACAUACGUUCAGUUCCCUAUUUUUUAUGUAUGGAAGCUUGACAAGCGAGUAUGGGAACCAAGAAAAGGGAAAAAAUCAAUUGGCAGGAUUCAUUCCGUAUCUCCAACUUUAGGUGAAGCGUAUUUCUUGAGAAUUCUUCUUAACAAGGUUAGAGGACCAACAUCGUUUGACGACAUUAAAACAGUUAAUGGUAAAGUUUACGAUACAUACAGAGAUGCUUGCUACGCACUUGGCCUUUUAGAUGAUGAUUCAGAAUAUGUAGAGGCAAUAAAAGAAGCAAAUUUAACUGGAAGCGCUUCAUACAUUCGCAAUUUAUUUUCUACGAUGUUGUUAUCCGGUAGUCUUUCUAGACCUGAGGUUGUUUGGGAAACUUCGUGGAGAUACAUGGCGGACGAUUUUGUUUACAGAUUAGCAAAAUACCAUCGAGUGACAGAUGAAUUUGUUUUCUUUCUUAUUUCGUAG